This is a messenger RNA of Coturnix japonica (Japanese quail), 3359 nucleotides long. It is a transcript of the gene FADS2, whose product is annotated as fatty acid desaturase 2. The record is from RefSeq and is a predicted model, not a curated record. Gene Ontology annotation, cellular component: membrane. Gene Ontology annotation, molecular function: oxidoreductase activity, acting on paired donors, with oxidation of a pair of donors resulting in the reduction of molecular oxygen to two molecules of water. Gene Ontology annotation, biological process: lipid metabolic process. NCBI's taxonomy places the organism in Eukaryota, Metazoa, Chordata, Aves, Galliformes, Phasianidae.
GCCUCAAAACGGAGCUAUGUGCGAGGAGAAAGUAUAUCAGUGAGAAAAAACGUAGCCUAGGGGGCACUUCGGAGCCAGAGACGGAGCUGGUGGAGCGCUGGGGCCGGGCAGCGAGAGACAAAGAGAAGGGAGGACAUGAGCAGAGGAAGCGGGGGAGAGCCGGGGAUCAGCUGAGCUAAAUCGGGCACGGGAAGCUCGUCCCGUCCGCACGGCCCCCGGGACUCGCAUAUCGAGAGGACAAAGCGGCGGCCGGCCCCAUGGGGAAGGGGGGUGAGAAAGGAGAGGAGUCCGGCGAGUGCAAGCCGCAGGUCCGCUUCUACACCUGGGAGGAGAUCCAGAAGCACAACCUGAGGACGGACAGGUGGCUGGUGAUAGAGCGGAAGGUGUAUAAUGUUACCCAGUGGGCGAAGAGGCAUCCGGGAGGCCAGCGGGUCAUCGGCCACUGCGCCGGCGAGGAUGCCACGGAUGCAUUCCAGGCUUUCCACAUCAACCCCAGCUUGGUGCAGAAGUUUCUCAAGCCAUUACUUAUUGGAGAGCUUGCUCCAGGGGAACCCAGCCAGGACCGAGAUAAAAAUUCCCAGCUGGUGGAGGAUUUUCGGACCCUGAGAAAGACAGCAGAGGACAUGAACUUGUUCAGAGCCAGUCCUUUGUUCUUCUCCCUUUACUUGGCCCAUAUCAUUGCAAUGGAAGCAUUGGCUUGGCUAAUGGUUUCAUACUUCGGUACCGGCUGGAUCACAACUCUAAUUCUUGCCUUCAUCCUUGCAACUUCCCAGGCCCAGGCAGGUUGGCUGCAACAUGACUUUGGACACCUCUCUGUCUUUAAGAAGUCUUCCUGGAACCACAUCGUCCACAAGUUUGUGAUUGGACACCUGAAGGGUGCCUCUGCAAACUGGUGGAACCAUCGUCACUUCCAACAUCACGCUAAGCCCAACAUAUUCAAGAAAGACCCAGAUGUGAACAUGCUGCAUGUUUUUGUCCUUGGAGAAAGUCAGCCUAUUGAGUAUGGCAAGAAGAAGCUGAAGUACCUGCCUUACAACCACCAGCACGAGUACUUCUUCCUCAUCUUCCCACCUCUGCUCAUCCCCGUGUACUUCCAAAUCCAAAUCAUCUCAACCAUGAUCAAGCGCAGGUUCUGGGCGGACCUGGCCUGGGCCAUCAGCUACUACAUGCGCUAUUUCAUCACAUACAUCCCAUUCUAUGGCAUUCUGGGAUCCCUGUCUCUCCUCACUUUUGUCAGGUUUCUGGAGAGCCACUGGUUUGUGUGGGUCACUCAGAUGAAUCACAUUCCAAUGGAAAUUGAUUGUGAGAAGCACAAAGACUGGCUUAGCUCUCAGCUGGCAGCCACCUGCAAUAUUGAGCAGUCGUUUUUCAAUGACUGGUUCACCGGACACCUGAACUUCCAAAUUGAGCACCACCUGUUCCCAACAAUGCCACGGCACAAUUUCUGGAAAAUCAAACCCUUGGUGAAGUCAUUAUGUGCCAAGUAUGGGGUCCAGUACGAAGAGAAGCCUCUUGGAAAAGCAUUUGUAGAUAUCGUUGGGUCACUAAAGAAAUCUGGAGAUUUAUGGCUGGAUGCUUACCUCCACAAGUGAACAUGAGUCUUAAUGGGGAGGUGUGAGUCACAGGGAGGGAUGGGGGUGAGGGGGGAAGAUCACACGUGUCUUUUACUAUCAGAAUUCAGUCUAUUUCUAUGUGCACAGUUUGAGGGGAGCUUCCUGUCUUGUGAACUGCUACUGGUGUGAGCUCAGGCAACCUGUUAAAUCCAGACAGAUGUAAAAUGUGCUGGGCAAAGCCUUCAGAGGACAAGACCCAAUGCACAAACAGAAGGGUGGGAGAGAACAGAGAGAAGUGUCUAAAAAGGAGACAUUUAGCAUCUGCCCUCCAUCUCCUUGCCGUUCACCCAUUCUUGCUCUGCCUAAAGCACACAAGCCCCUGAUUCACACACACAACUUAUUAGACUUCAGCAAGCCCAAGGACAAUCCUAGGACACCUGUGCCAGCUCUGCUGCAAGAACCUCAACCCACAGGGCCCAGCAGCCAUACGCUGCGGCUUUCAGUCCUGCCCAUAAGCAAAGCAUACUAAUUGCCAGUCAAUCCUGUGUAACCGCAAAUGGUUUUUUUCACCUGAGCAGAGCUUUGGCAACACCCAGUUCUACCUGUCUGCACACGCCUAGCAGAAACCAGGGCUGUUUCUAUCCUCAAGAGCCCUGGGCUGCAUGCCCUGCUCCUAAGACCCAUCAGCAAAGAAAAUGGGUUCCUCCUGGAGGAGGAGGAGCUCCCCAAGCACUCAGCCUGACCCCAGGCCCUGUGGCUGAAGGCGGAACUGACCAGGCUGUGCUGGUGAUGUGAAACCUCCCAUAGAAACACCUUACAAUUUCCUUGUAACUCUAUUCCCUGUCUAAUAGCCAAAACCCAUGAAUGGUUUGACCGGAGGAUAUAGUUGAACAGCUUCCAAUCGCUUAGUUAACAUGCAACACAAUCCCAAGCCCACUCCAGGUAGAUCAAGGUCUUUGGAUUCAGCUGUAAUACAGUGGAAGAGACAUUCUUUCCAAAGAAGAGCCAUAGUUUCAACAGCAGUGCUAGGUCCCAACAGCUUUUCUCAGCUCCAAACUCAUUUCCUAGUACAAAAGGGAUGCUCUAGUCAUUAGGGAAUUACUUUGCACGUAUCAUUGUGUUGCCCAACAUUGAAAUUGGAUCCUCGCAUUUGAACCUUCAAUGCCAAUAAAGCCCCACCAAAUUAGCAAGGUUCUGCAUGCAGAGACAAUUCCAGAGCUGUGGCAAUGCCCUCCCAACAAAAUAAGAAGUAUUGUCACCUCCCACUUUGGAAAACUGGUUGAGAUUUCUAUGCUUACAGACAGGAAAUUCAUAGGUAGGACUGUAACUUAACCUAGCUACUAAUACUUCAGAUUUAUGAAGGGCUUAUUUUUGUGUUCUUGCUCACCCCUCACCUGAAUAGCACAAUUAAUUGUUAGGAUUAAAAGCUACUCCAGGUUAUCUGAAGCUUGAGCAGAAUGUAAGCAGUUUUUAUAGUUGGUUUCUAACAGCACAAGCAGUGACGUCCUUCUGGAUGCUGUAACUUCUCAGACAGGUAGUAAUGGGCUAGUCCAGAAUUCUGACCAACACUGCUAAGAAUGCCUUAAAAUGUCCAUCUUUUUUUGACUCCUCUAAUGGGCAUUUUUCUUCCCAAGACCUUAGCACAAGAUACCAAAUAGAAGAAAGAGGGGACAGGAGAGAUCUUGAUAUUAGCUGUUUUCUAACUAUUUCCUCUUUCAGACCCUUGAAGACUCCCAUUUUCAUACGAAUUGUGCAGCUACUCAAAUCCAGAAAUAAAAUCUGUGUAAUGCUAUCCUAAGAAGUGAC